Molecule: messenger RNA, 828 nt
Organism: Emiliania huxleyi CCMP1516
Lineage: Eukaryota; Haptophyta; Isochrysidales; Noelaerhabdaceae
Exons: 4
Coding region: 1-828 (275 amino acids)
Molecular function (GO): arylsulfatase activity
Source: RefSeq, a predicted model, not a curated record
AUGAUCCCAGCUGCAGCCAUCCCGCCAAACGUGGCCGCUGCCGCGCCCCCAAACGUGCUCAUCCUCUUCGCCGACGACCUCGGCGCCGGCGACUUGCAGGUCUACGGGCACCCGACUACCGUCACACCGAGCAUCGACCGGCUCGCCGCGAGCGGAGUCCGCUUCACGCAGUGGUACUCGGCCUUCCAUGUGUGUACGCCGUCUCGCGCGGCCAUGCUGACCGGCCGUCUUCCGAUUCGCUCUGGCCUCGCUGGCUCCGCAUGGACUGGCGGCGUUCUCGGCCCAUCGGCGGUAGGAGGACUGCCGCGGAACGAGACGACCUUUGCCACGGCGCUCGGGCGCGUGGGGUACGCGAGCCUCUGCCUGGGCAAGUGGCACCUCGGCCAGCGGCCCGAGUACCUGCCGACGGGACACGGCUUUGACGAAUACCUCGGCAUCCCCUAUUCGGUCGACAUGGGAUCCUCCGCUUGGCUGCUCCACAACUCUCUGCCGCCGCUCCCGCUGCUGUGUUUGGCUGUGCUCAGCUGUAUUCAGCUGAAUGCAGCUGUACUCGCAGCCCUAGGCCCGUGGCCCUCGGGCAAGCUGCGCAUCCUCGAGCAGCCCGCCGACCUCAACCGGCUGACUGGCCGGUACGUCGAGGCUGCGCGCGCAUUCCUCGGGGGGCGGUCCGCGGCGCGGCAGCCGUGGCUGCUGUACAUGGCCUUCAACCACGUCCAUACGCCCGACUUUGCGUCCCGCCCGUACUGCAACACGACGCUGCGGGGCCGGUUCGGCGACGCGCUGCGAGAGCUCGACACGGCGGUCGGCGGCAUCAUGGAGGCGACAUGA